AUGGAACCCGCGAAAGACCCGGAGCUGAACACAACGGCCGCCGCUAUAGACGUUAGCGAAGCCGGAGACCACCGUAGCGUGGUGGUGGAGCUACCGCUCGGUGACUCUGCGGCCACAUUUAACCUCGAAAAGGCCAUCUGCAGUCACGGAUUGUUCAUGAUGGCCCCAAAUCACUGGGACCCUCUCACCAAAACCCUUCGACGCCCUUUACGCCUCGAUCCCGAAGACGAUCAGGAUGUCUCUGUUUCUUCUUCAUUCCUUGUCCAAAUUUCUCACCCUCUGACUUUCCUCACUCACUCCGUCUCCGUGUAUUCGACACUGAUUUUCUCUCUCCUCGGCGACAACAAGCAUUGCUGGGUCAAGUGA
Molecule: messenger RNA, 366 nt
Organism: Ilex paraguariensis (yerba mate)
Lineage: Eukaryota; Viridiplantae; Streptophyta; Magnoliopsida; Aquifoliales; Aquifoliaceae
Source: the annotation of a GenBank genome assembly